UGCCAAUCUGCUGUCUAUUUCUUUCUAUGUCUACGAUAGACCAGUCCCGCAAGGAACAAAUACAAAAUAAGGUAAAGAAGAUGAAAACUUUUUUGUUUAGCAAGAAAAAUAAUGACACAACAUUGAUUUAAGUCAACGCGACGUUAUCGAAAACACUACAGAAAUGAUACAAGAUGUAAAAAAAAUCUAUCCAAUGCAUAUAGAUAAUUUAAAAUAAUAUUUCAUAAACAAAAUGAAACAAUUCAUAUUGUUUGAAAAGUUAACUGAAUUUAAAAUUUAAUUCUAAUGGGUAUUAUAGGCAGUAGAGAGAAACAAGUUAGUUCAGCUACUAGUAAUUCUAGUUUAACAAAUUUACGAUACAUAAUUUCCCCGGACAAGUCGAAAUGGAAAAUGUUUCGAAAAAAAGAAAUAAAAGCCUACCCCGUCCAGCUUAAACCAAUGAAAGGUUGUCCUUGCGGCAAUGACGGAAUUUGCAAGCAAAAGAUUACCCCCAAGGGAGUUACUAUACAUUACCCACAAAAAAAAAAGAAAUUCGGCAAUAUGCAAAUAAACAAACCCAACAUUUUUACUGCUAAAUGUGAAAAAGGAUACAGCGAAACCCCUCGUCCCAAAACCAAUGUGAAGUUGAUAAAGCAAAAGAAAUCCACUUUUUGGAAAGUCUAAAGUAGAUGACUAGACUGUACAGCGACUCGCUGCAACUCUCUUGGUCGCGCGUCUGUAUUAUUGAAACAACGCGUCUGUAUUUUUUUUUUUAUUGAUGAAUUUGUUAAAAAAUGUAUUUUUUAAAGAAUAUUAACAAUGUUGUA
Bicyclus anynana (squinting bush brown) is the source of this 806-nucleotide messenger RNA. RefSeq lists its product as uncharacterized. The record is from RefSeq and is a predicted model, not a curated record. The coding region runs from base 286 to 663 and encodes 125 amino acids. The transcript is spliced from 5 exons. NCBI's taxonomy places the organism in Eukaryota, Metazoa, Arthropoda, Insecta, Lepidoptera, Nymphalidae.